AUGAAUCUACCCUAAGUAAAAGUGAAAGAUCUUCAACAGAUCGAUACAGCCAGAUUCACAAGAUUCAUUUAAAAUUAAAUGUCUGCCAUGCCUCAUUUAAAUAAUCCAAAAUAAUUAGCUAUUGCCUUAGCAUCCAAGUAUAUUAAACUCAAGGAUUAACCAAAACUAACCUAAUCAGUCAUCCUUGGCAAAGAAGUAAGAAGUAGUGACCAAACCAAGGUUGUGCCAUUGCCCUCCUUAAUAAAAAAUAAUUACAUCUACUUCUUAGGAACUGGUAACAAUCACCAAGUAGUACAAAGAGUUCUAUCGAAACGAAAUGAAUGGAUCUCUACCAACAAUAAGAACGAUACUCUAAUCAAUUUUAGGUGGUAAUAGACACAAAAAGGUUAUCAGUAUGAUAGAUUGCUAUCAGGCAAUAAGGUCAAACAGGCAGUCAACCAUUUUGAAUUUCAUUCAGAGAUAUCAUAAAAGAGCAAUCUUUUUCGAAAUCUCUCGCAAUAUUGUGAAGAAAAUCAAUUAGACAUCUUGAGUUUUGUUCCUGUAACCUUUGUUUUGGAUUUCACUACCGAAAAGGCAGAUAUAUGGUUAUUGCAAUUCCUUCAAUACUAUGAGAACAAUGCUCCCUAAUCCAUUAAAUUGCACGACUCUCAGAAUAAAUUUUAUCUCAUCAGACGUUAACUCAAUACUUACAUGUAGAUCACAGAUAAAAUUAUUUAAAUCAGCAAAUCUAAAAUACCAAGUACGUAUCAAGGACACGAAUACCUCUGGAUAUUGAAGCCAACUCAAUAUAAUCGUGGUAGAGGGAUACAUGUGAUCAAAGAUUUGGAUUAAAUGACUCAUUUGCUUGAUCAAUACAUCUCUGGCAAACAGUAAAUGAAAGAUGGCUAAAUCAUCAAAUCAAAAUAAUUUGUCAUCUAAAAAUAUUUGGAAAAACCAUUAUUAAUUAAUAAUCGCAAAUUUGAUAUCAGAGUAUGGGGAUUACUUAAUUAAGAUCUAGAAUUCUUUUUUUUUGAACAAGGCUACAUCAGGAUGGCAUCUGAAGAAUACACAACCAAAAAUGUAUUAAAUUAAUAUGUGCAUUUAACCAAUAAUGCCAUUCAAAAAUAUAGUCCUAACUAUGGUAAACUAGAAGAUGGUAACCAAUUAUCUUUCGAUCAAGCGGCUACGUAUUUUAAGAGCAAAGGAGACUUCUACAAAUAGAUCGUUGAAAAUAUCAAACAGAUAUCCUUAAAAGCAUUCCAAUCAGUUAGAAAGAAAAUCAAUGUUCUUGGAAGAAGAUAUUGUUUCGAGAUUUUCGGAUUAGAUUUUAUGAUUGAUGACGACUUUAAAGUUUGGCUAAUUGAAAUCAACUCCAAUCCAUGUUUAGAAGAGUCUAGUCUACUGCUCUAAAAACUUAUUCCUCGAAUGCUCGAUGAUGCUUUUUCAUUGACUCUAGAUCAAAUAUUUCCAGUUACUAAAAAGUAGGUUGUCUUUUCUGUUCCGAAUUAUUCAGACAAUCAUAAUAUGUGGCAACGGCUAGGCAAAUUAUAAUGA
Paramecium tetraurelia is the source of this 1533-nucleotide messenger RNA. RefSeq lists its product as uncharacterized. The transcript has 3 exons. The record is from RefSeq and is a predicted model, not a curated record. Lineage: Eukaryota; Ciliophora; Oligohymenophorea; Peniculida; Parameciidae. Gene Ontology annotation, molecular function: metal ion binding; ATP binding. Gene Ontology annotation, biological process: protein modification process.